Trifolium pratense (red clover) is the source of this 1227-nucleotide messenger RNA. RefSeq lists its product as uncharacterized. NCBI's taxonomy places the organism in Eukaryota, Viridiplantae, Streptophyta, Magnoliopsida, Fabales, Fabaceae. The coding region runs from base 1 to 1227 and encodes 408 amino acids. The record is from RefSeq and is a predicted model, not a curated record. The transcript has 2 exons.
AUGAAGGGUGAUCUACCUUUCACACUUCAUGACUUGCGUGCCAAAUUGACCAAUAUUUGGAAGCCUUUAGGAAGAUGGGGCAUUGUUUCUCUAGGAAAUGGAUUCUAUGAAUUUAAAUUCUCUUCGAUAGAAGACCUUCGAAGUGUUCGUGCAGUGUCUUCUUGGAGCCUUAAACCCGGGUUUCUGAAAUUAUUUGCUUGGUCUCCGAAUUACAAUCCAAAUUAUUAUAAGCCAACAACCACUCAAUGUUGGGUUCGUUUCUUGAGUCUUCCUCAAGAAUAUUGGCGUCCAAAGAUUCUUUUUGCUAUUGCUAAUAGUCUUGGAACUCCGGUCAGUCUCGAUGCUUUUACAAGUAAGAGUUUCUUUUAUAGAUCUUUUGGUCAUUUUGCACGAGUUCUAAUUGAUAUUGAUCUAUCUACUAAAAUAAGAAAUAGAAUUUGGGUUGAAAGAGAAGGUUAUGCUUUUCUUGUUAAUGUUGAAUAUGAGAAUCUUCCACUCUUUUGUACACAUUUUCAGUGUAUUGGACAUAGUUUUUCUUCUAAAUAUAUUCCUAUUCAAAAAGAGGUUUUGGCUACUCGAAAUAAGAAUCAAAUUGAUCAAGCUGAAGUUAUUAUCGAUGAUUCUAUUGAUCAAUUUGCCGUGCAUGGAAUAAAUAAUGUGGCUACUCACAAAUGUGUUGAUAAUAACCCUCUUUUAGGAUUUGUGGAUUCUAAUACACUGAGAACUAUUGUUGAUGGGGAGGUUAUUAGCAUUGAUAAGGUACAACCAGAAGAUAGGUGUCCUCCAAUAAUUGAUAAUAUGGAAGGAGCGGUUACUCAUGAGGAAAUUGCUACUCCUGAACAUAUUCAUGAGACUCUUGCAAAUCAUGAGGACCAUGGAAAUAGAAAUCAUAAGGAUCAUGGGACUCAGAAGCAACAAGCAAAUACAGGUAGUCAACAGCCUAUUCAUGAAAAUGAGAGUUUGUUGGUUCCUAAAAUGCAGUUGGAAGAAACAUCUAUUGCACAACCUACACCAAAUCACGAGGUAAAUCAUGGGAGUGGUGUGGAGGGCAACUUGCACCAGGUUGAUUUAGACUCUUACACUGUUUCUGUAACACAAUUGCGACAUGUGGUAAUCGAUGAUAUGAAGAAAAUAAAACAAGCUUGGGCGCCAACAGGGAAAGUUAAGGAUGUGAGAAAGGUGCGUCUUUCACACCUUACAUCUCCAAGAAAGCUAAAAUAUAACUAA